AUGCAUGUUCCUAUAUCUUUAGUAGUAGCCACUAUGGCUGGUACUGCUGCUGCUGUUCCUCGAUUUGCUAUAUACUAUGACCAGUGGCAUACAGUGUCACCAUCGAGGGAUAACACAGCGGGAAUCACUCACGUAUUUACUGCCUUCGCGGACCCCCUUCUAUUUACAACGAGCCCGGCUGGAACAUACACUCCUUUCGUAGACCCCAGCAGCCUGCGCGCGUCCUUUGAUCAGAGCACUAGGAUGUGCCUGGCUAUCGGUGGCUGGGGCUACACGGACGGCUUCUCCGCUGGUCAGAAAAGUGAAGAGACCAGGGCGCUGUUCGCCAAGAACGUUGCUGCAACUCUAGAUGUCCAUGGAUACGACUGUGUUGAUAUCGAUUGGGAAUAUCCCGGCGGAAACGGAAACGAUUACAAGGCAAAUCCUAACUCGAACAAGGUUGACGAGAUAGAUAAUUAUCCCUUACUCUUGAAAGCGAUCAAGGAUGCCAUCGGUGACAAGGAGCUCAGUAUUGCCGUACCUGGCCUGGAGAGGGAUUUUAUCGCUUUCACUGCUGAGAAGGUUCCCAUGAUCAACGAAGCUGUCGAUGUCGUGAAUCUUUUGACAUAUGAUUUGAUGAACAGGCGCGAUAACAUGACUCAGCACCACUCCUCCGUGAAAGGGUCGCUGAGCACCGUUGAGAAGUAUAUCGAGCUAGGCAUGAACCCAGCCAAAAUGAACCUGGGCAUUGCGUUCUACGCCAAAUACUUCGAGACCAACGAAGAAUGCACAGAACCGGUCGGCUGUGAGACUGUUCUCCUCGAAGAUGCCAACGGCCUGGAUACCGGCCGGUCUGGCGCCACGACGUUCCUAGAAGGUGUCCCAGUGCUUGCAAGCGGCCGGGCAGAUGAUAGUGAGGGUGGACAGUGGUACUGGGAUUCCGCAACACAUUACUUUUGGACCUGGGAUACACCUGAAUUCGUCGCCCAGAAGUUUGAACAGAUCGUCAAGGCAAAGGGACUGGGUGGUAUCAUGGGGUGGAGCCUAGGGGAGGAUUCGGCAGACCACACCUAUAUCAAGGCGAUGCAAGCCGGCUUGCAAACACUGUGA
Molecule: messenger RNA, 1089 nt
Organism: Xylaria bambusicola
Lineage: Eukaryota; Fungi; Ascomycota; Sordariomycetes; Xylariales; Xylariaceae
Product: glycoside hydrolase family 18 protein
Exons: 5
Coding region: 1-1089 (362 amino acids)
Biological process (GO): chitin catabolic process; carbohydrate metabolic process
Cellular component (GO): extracellular region
Molecular function (GO): chitinase activity; chitin binding
Source: RefSeq, a predicted model, not a curated record